Staurois parvus is the source of this 568-nucleotide messenger RNA. The record is from the annotation of a GenBank genome assembly. Lineage: Eukaryota; Metazoa; Chordata; Amphibia; Anura; Ranidae.
AUGGCGGAUCACUAUGUUCCUGUACCAGGAGGACCAAACAACAAUAAUUAUGCAAAUGUAGAGCUUAUUCUUGAUAUUGCUAAAAGGAUCCCUGUACAGGCUGUGUGGGCUGGAUGGGGACAUGCUUCAGAGAAUCCCAAACUGCCUGAAUUACUGCACAAGAAUGGCAUUGCUUUUAUGGGUCCACCUAGUCUGGCAAUGUGGGCAUUGGGAGAUAAAAUUGCAUCCUCAAUUGUUGCCCAAACAGCUGGAAUCCCUACGCUCCCUGGGGAGUGGCAGUGGUUUAACAGUAGAUUGGCAGGAGAGUGAUCUUAAAAAGCGUAUAUUAAGUGUACCGCAAGAGGUUUAUGGAAAGGGCUAUGUAAAAGACGUGGAUGAUGGAUUAAAGGCUGCUGAGCAAGUGGGAUACCCUGUAAUGAUAAAGGCAUCUGAAGGUGGGGGAGGAAAAGGUAUUCGCAAAGUGAACGUUGCAGAAGAUUUUUCCAACCUUUUUCGUCAGGUCCAAACGGAAGUUCCCGGUUCUCCAAUUUUUGUGAUGAGAUUGGCCAAGCAAUCACGGCACCUGGAA